Nicotiana tabacum (common tobacco) is the source of this 3885-nucleotide messenger RNA. Its product is annotated as tobamovirus multiplication protein 3-like. Lineage: Eukaryota; Viridiplantae; Streptophyta; Magnoliopsida; Solanales; Solanaceae. The record is from RefSeq and is a predicted model, not a curated record.
CGUAAUAAUAGUCAAAAUCCUAAAAAGUACGAUCACGGAGCGUCGUCGUACACAUCUUUAAUACACGCUCUCUGCUCCUUUCUCGCCGGCCGUUUUAGACUCAACAAUUUUCUGAAAAAGGAAAGACUUUAUUAAAACAAAUUCUUAAAAAAUUUCCUUUUUUUACUUUACUUUGGUGUCUAAUUUCGGAUCUCCGGCGAUGGGUCCGGUAGAGACGGCAGUGGAUCCGUCGACAGCGGCGGCGGUGGUGGUGGCGUACCGCUUGCAUGAGGCAAUAUAUUGGUGGGAGGAGGUGAACGAAUCCACUGUUUGGCAAGACCGUACUUUCCAUGUCCUCGCGAUCUUAUACGGCGUCGUUUCAAUCGUUGCUCUUGUGCAAUUAAUUCGGAUUCAAAUGAGAGUUCCCGAGUAUGGAUGGACCACUCAGAAAGUUUUCCACUUUCUCAAUUUCUUGGUGAAUGGAGUUCGCUCGCUUGUUUUUGCAUUUCGCCGGGAUGUUCAGAAGUUGAACCCUGAGAUUAUCCAGCACAUCUUGCUUGAUAUGCCAAGUCUUGCAUUCUUCACAACUUUUGCCCUGCUAGUAUUAUUCUGGGCUGAGAUAUACUAUCAGGCACGUGCUGUAUCUACUGAUGCUCUUAGGCCUAGUUUCUUCACAAUUAAUGGAGUGGUGUAUGCUAUUCAGGGGCAAAGCUACGUCCUCCAAGGGUGGUCAACUGACCACCCUUCGCUGGAAAAUUAUACUCCGUAUAAGAUUAUAUUAUGGCUGAUAAUAUGGUGGAAACCUAUUCCAGCUCUCGUCAUCUUAUCUAAGGUGUUCUUUGCAGGUGUAUCUCUAUUUGCAGCCUUGGGGUUUCUUCUUUAUGGAGGAAGGCUUUUCCUUAUGUUACGGCGUUUCCCUGUAGAAUCAAAAGGGAGACAGAAGAAGCUACAGGAGGUCGGCUAUGUGACAACAAUAUGCUUUACAUGCUUCCUCAUUAGAUGCAUUAUGCUGUGUUUCAAUGCAUUUGAUAAAGCUGCGGAUCUUGAUGUCCUGGACCAUCCAAUUUUGAAUUUUGUGUACUACCUGUUGGUGGAGAUACUACCUUCUUCGAUUGUCCUUUUCAUUUUGAGGAAGUUGCCUCCGAAGCGAGGGAUCACACAGUACCACCCUAUUUGCUGAUACAAUAGUGUGUAUUCAAUGAUGGGUAUGAAGCUUCGGGAUGGAAAUCAAGCUCUGGGAAGUAGGAUCAGAUGCCAGACGAGUUGGCUUUUAUGAUACUUGUCUUACCUGGAAGUGAUGGAAGCAAGGACCAUUUGCGAGAUUAUCUUGUACAUGGAGUAUGGUUCAUCAGGGACUCUGAAAAUAUAGUUUGUUCUUUGCAGAUUUUUAGUUAUGUUUCUAAUUUAUAGUCUUGAAGCAAGAGUUGUGGAACAUGCUGUGAUUUCUAGUGUAAUUAUCCUCAUCUUUGUCUUUGAGAUUUCAGUUUAUUAUUCUUUUUCCCCUAUAUUUCAAGUUUGUUUCGUGGCGUACUUGUUUGUUACACAGCAAACUAUUAGGAUGCAUUGAUGUUGCAAGGUAGAGGAUGAUGAUUCAUAGAUACAUAAAACAAGGUGGAUGUUUAUGGAUUGUACCUGGAACAUUACGCGAGAGAACUACUGGAGAACUUUAUCUGCUUCAUGCUAACACUUAUGGAUUCUCAAUUGUGAGGAUGAUUGUCUUCUCCAGGGAGAUGAAUUGCUAGUCAUGCUGCAAGGUUGGAACCGGUAGGCAUAUCUCUCUUUUCAUGAAGAGGACCGGUUGGUACACCUGCAGUUCAGCAUUUGUAACCACCUUUUCUCCUUGACUUCUCUGAGUGUUAGGAAUUCACUCUAUAAUGUUGCCUCACUUAAACGGAUGGAUGUCUUCAAGCAUCAGUUGAACAGGUUCGAAUCGGUUGGGUUCAGAUGAAAAUGGCUAGAAGUAUGAAGUAACACUCAAGACCUACUCUACUAUUAUUGAAACUAUAAUAGUUCUGGCACUAAUCUUCCGCAGAAAGUCACCAAAGAUGCCCUAUUGGAAGGGAAAAGAAAAUUCCUGAGAAUGUAUCUAUGUUUCAAUGCUUUAAAAGAAGGUUGGAAGGGUGACUUGAGACCACUAAUUGGCUUAGAUGAAACUUUCUUGAAAGGAAAAUGUAAGGGUAUGCUCUUGGUAGCCAUUGAACAAGGUUCAAUGAAUCAUUUUUAUCUACUAGCCUGGACUGUAGUGGAUAAAGAAACUGGCAGGACAUGGUCAUGGUUUUUGGAGCUUCUGAAGAGGUCAUUGGAAUUAAAAAAUGGUGCUGGAGUUACUUUUAUAUCUGACAUGCAAAAGGGAUUGCUGGAAUCUGUGAGUGUGGUAUUGCCCGAAGCACAUCGCGGAUAUUGUAUGAGGCACAUUGAGGCCAAUUGGUAUAAAAAUGGAGUGGUGAAAUGAAAAAGUUGAUGUGGUGGUGUGCCUGGAGCAGUUAUCAGGAAGAUUUUUAUGACCAAUUGAGGAAAUUGGGAAGCUAAUCUGAAGAUGCAGCUAGAGAUUUGGUGCAAUUUUUGAUACUCAAUGUAAGAACAUGAUGGUGGAUAACAAUUUCACCGAGUCAUUCAACUCUUGGAUAUUGGAGGCUAGAAGCAAGCCCAUCAUCAAAAUGCUUGAAGACAUAAGGAUUAAGGUAAUGGAGAUGUUAGUAAAAAAUGAGGAUAAAAUGAGGAGCUGGGGUAGUAAUUACUAAUUAUAGUCCAACAUGUAUGAAGUCGUACAAUGAUUAUAGGAUUAUUGCUCAAUCUUGCAAGGUGGUAUUUAGUGGGGAUAAUGGAUAUGAAGUAACAGGGGGAGGAUAGACAUACGGUCAACUUGGCCCAAAUAAAGGUGUACAUGUAAGGUAUGGGAUUUAUCUGGAAUCCCAUGCUCCCAUACAAUCCAAGCUGUGAAGAGAGAGGAACCCAUGGAUAAAAUUAAUUGGUGGUAUAGUAGGGAGGCCUAUAUGUUGACGUAUAAGAGUAAAUUGCAACCUGUUAGGGGACAUCAGUUCUGGAAAAUUGAUCCCUCACAAGCGAUGGAACCACCUGAAUGGUAAAACUAGUUGGUAGACCCAAAGUUAAGAGAAAUAGACAACCUGAUGAAGCAAGCAACAGAAAGGGUAUUUGGAGUGUUUCAAGAAAGGGCAGCAUCAUGUCAUGUAGCAAAUGUGGUGAACCAAAUCACAACUCAAGGGCUUGUUACAAGGACAAUAGAUCUGGGCAGACUUCCCAACCAUGGAAAGAAAGAAGCUGCAGUCAAAACACAAGCCAAAAUGCAGUAACUGAAGAUGAUGAAAUACAGGCAGCGACACAACAGUCAACUGGUUAUGGUCCUUCAGUUGGGGAUGAGGAAGACCCACCAUUGAGGCCAUCUGUAGUGUCUGAGAGAAACAAUACUUGAAUUGAGGAAAAGACAGCAAGUUCGAACUGUUACGAGAAGAAUCCAGUUUACUGGAGAUGAAACGGGUGCUAGCAUCCCAACCAACCUGCCUUUUGAACCAAGAAAGGGCUUUUGGAAGGGAAAGGAAGCAAUGUUACCAAGCCAAUUACAACAAGCAGUAGGAAAAAAGAGAGCAAAGUUGACUGCAGGAAAAGGGAAAGCAGCUACGCGAGAAUGAAUUGUGAUUUAAGUUGUAAUGUUCUUUUUGGAAGUAUGACAAUGUUAGUCUUUUGUUCAAAGUUGUUGGGUUAAACAAUUAGUUUUUGUGGUUGGGUAAUCACCUGAAUGUUAUGGUGGUUUUGACAAUAUUUUUUGUGGUUAGUUAAAGUCUUAACUAACUUUUGAUGGUUAGUUAAGGUACUAACCAGUAGGAAUAUUGGUUAUGAAUGCUAGUAAAUGCAGUUUAUGAAUGUCAUUAGUUAUGUAGUUUAUGAAUA